GCGUUCUCGCGCCAAUAUUUCAAUAAAAAGGGCGAGCGGACUCAGGAGCCUCCUCAGUCUCUGCUCUUCGUCUGUGUCUCAGCUGCUUCUUAGUUUAUAUUUCUUUUUAAAUUCACAAUCUUUUGAUUUGUUAACUUAUUUUUUAUUCACACGUCCGUCUGAACGCGAGGAUAUCAACAUGCAGUCUGCUCGCGCUCCUCUCUCCGGGAGGAAAGAGAGCUCCCUGAGCGGUCAGAUCAACAACAUGGCGCUGGACAAAGAGAACACGCCACCGAGUCUGAACACGACCCGCAUCCUGGCGUCAAAAACGGCGCGUAAAAUCUUCGACGACGCGCCCAAAGCUGUGAAGCAGAGCAGCGAGGAAGAGGAGCCGCUGCUGAAGGACAACCCUCGCCGCUUCGUCAUCUUCCCCAUCCAGUACCACGACAUCUGGCAGAUGUACAAGAAGGCCGAGGCGUCUUUCUGGACCGCAGAGGAGGUGGAUCUGUCGAAGGACCUGCAGCACUGGGAGUCUCUGAAGGACGAGGAGCGCUACUUCAUCUCUCACGUGUUGGCGUUCUUCGCCGCCAGCGACGGCAUCGUCAACGAGAACCUGGUGGAGCGCUUCAUGCAGGAGGUGCAGGUGACGGAGGCCAGGUGUUUCUAUGGUUUCCAGAUCGCCAUGGAGAACAUCCACUCGGAGAUGUACAGCCUCCUCAUCAACACCUACAUCAAGAAGCCCACAGAGAGAGAAUACCUGUUCAACGCCGUGGAGACUCUGCCGUGUGUGAAGAAGAAGGCCGUCUGGGCACUCAACUGGAUCGGCAACAAGAGCGCCAACUACGGAGAGCGCGUGGUGGCCUUCGCCGCCGUGGAGGGGAUCUUCUUCUCUGGUUCCUUCGCUGCCAUCUUCUGGCUGAAGAAGAGAGGCCUGAUGCCCGGCCUGACCUUCUCCAACGAGCUCAUCAGCAGAGACGAGGGUCUGCACUGUGACUUUGCGUGUCUGAUGUUCAAACACCUGGUGAACAAACCGUCUGCAGACACCGUCACCAACAUCAUCAAGAACGCCGUGGAGAUCGAGCAGGAGUUCCUGACGGAUGCUCUGCCGGUGAAGCUGAUCGGGAUGAACUGCGAGCUGAUGAAGCGGUACAUCGAGUUUGUAGCUGACAGACUGAUGCUGGAGCUCGGCUUCACAAAGAUCUACCGGGUGGAGAACCCCUUCGACUUCAUGGAGAACAUCUCUCUGGAGGGGAAGACCAACUUCUUCGAGAAGCGAGUGGGCGAGUACCAGAGGAUGGGCGUGAUGUCCGGCGCCACAGACAACACCUUCAGGCUGGACGCAGACUUCUGAGGUGUUCACCCCUCCCUCAGUGCAUGCUGGGAUUGUACAUGUAUACAAAUAGUUUUAUGAUGCAGCUUCUUCGUGAUGAAAUCAGAAGAAGUUUUUGUAAAUAACUUUUAAUCUGCAUUUUGUAACAACAUGUAAAUAUACGAGCUCUUGUGUAUGAAGUGGUGCGUUCAGGGACUGUUGAAUAUGUACAGAUUUAUAUUUUAGGGACUUGGUUUUGUAAUAAAACGUAUUUAAAGUGAAA
Molecule: messenger RNA, 1571 nt
Organism: Cottoperca gobio
Lineage: Eukaryota; Metazoa; Chordata; Actinopteri; Perciformes; Bovichtidae
Gene: rrm2
Product: ribonucleotide reductase M2 polypeptide
Exons: 10
Coding region: 179-1330 (383 amino acids)
Biological process (GO): deoxyribonucleotide biosynthetic process
Cellular component (GO): cytosol
Molecular function (GO): ribonucleoside-diphosphate reductase activity, thioredoxin disulfide as acceptor
Source: RefSeq, a predicted model, not a curated record